Messenger RNA from Planococcus citri (citrus mealybug), 2689 nucleotides. Its product is annotated as coiled-coil domain-containing protein 102A-like. The record is from RefSeq and is a predicted model, not a curated record. The transcript is spliced from 9 exons. The coding region runs from base 498 to 2513 and encodes 671 amino acids. NCBI's taxonomy places the organism in Eukaryota, Metazoa, Arthropoda, Insecta, Hemiptera, Pseudococcidae. Gene Ontology annotation, molecular function: actin binding.
AACGAACGUCGGCGUCGUUCGAAACAAACAAUAUUACGUACAUGUUCGAGAAUCUACGACCGUCGACUCGUCGUAUAUCCGAUCUCGAAGGAAGAAAGCGAAUAAUUUUAUUUCUAGUAGUUGCGUUGUUGUUGUUGGUGGUGGUGCGGUGGUUGCGACACUUGGUCGUUUUUCCAAAAUUUUCGGUCGUCUGUAUCGAGAACUGCUCUCAAAAACAACCUCAACCAGACGCACUGUUCAACUUGUUUGUACUCGUAAGAAUUGACGACUGGUGCGCGAAUUUUGUACUCGGUAUUCGUACGUUAAUCGCUCAAAUUGCGCCAUCCGUCGACAGUGUUGUGUUGUGUUGAUAAAAAAUUCGGCUACGAUGGUCGUUGAAGUAAUUAAAUCGUAUUUGACGAGACAGCCGUAACCUAAAACGUGUGCUCGAGCAAUAACUACAUUACCUAAGAUAGGUACUCGUAGAAAGGGGGUACUUGGUACUUAUACGCGAAGAUAUGCCAGCCUUCAAUCCUAAAAACAACAGCAGCAGCAGCAGCACGCCGCCGUCGAGUGCCGCCAAUCCGCAACGAACCACGUUUCGGCCACCUUGGGUCAAAGAUGGACCACAACCAAUACCGAUGCCAUCUGCACCCUGGACACCUAGAGUCAGAGACAACGCAAACACCACACCAACGGCCCAGGCUGAAAAACCAACUCUCAGAAAGCAAACAAAGAUAUCAAUUCCUAUCGAGCCGACAGACACGGGAGCUGCACCACGAACGCAGCAUCAAGAGAAAGUGAUCCCAAUCAAAGUGAUAACAGAAAGCUCGGCGGCGACCACACCGAUCAACAAUCAGUCAACGCCGACGGCAAAUUGGAGAAAAGACCGUCCACAAGCGUCUCCUGAGCGGAAUAUAAAUCAAAGGCCUCCUGGCGCAGAACGAAUGACGCCUGUAUCUUCAAAACCACCGACGGCACCGGCACCGCCGCCCCCUCCUCCACCACCUAUGGCUGCGAAUAACGCGCGACCACCGCCUCCACCUCUACCACCGCCUUUCGCUGAUAAUGCACCGCAACAACAAUCCGUCGUGCGAACACCAUUGACCCAAGAAAAAGCGGCAAAAAUAGAAGCACUACGAAGUCGACCUCGUCGAAGACCAGAUUGGUCAGAUAUGAUGAAGGAAGUAGAAAGCGGUAAAAAAUUAAAACACGUUCAAUGUAAUGACCGUAGCGCCCCUGUGCUGCCUGAAGCAAAAGCUAAAGACCAAUUUGUAUACGAAUCUGAGAAAAAAGAAGGCGAUUCCCACAACAAGCUACUGAAACAAAUCCAGUCGGGAGUGAGAUUAAAGAAAGUCAGAACCAAUGACCGUAGUAGACCAAAUUUGGAUGGUUUACGCAAAUUCCGAAAGCAAAUGACCAUCGAAGAACAGAUUCAGAAAUCCGUAUCUAUGGCUGAUGUAGUGGCUGCUGCAGUACAACCCGAUGAAUUAGACGAUAUUGACAAAGUUCGCGAUGACUUGCAAUCAGCCAAGCAGAUGCUCGCAUUAGAGCUUCGUAACAAAGAAGCGAUGGAGCGUGACAACAAAAGGCUAAUCGCUCGAUUAGCUAAUUUGGAAGCGGAGCUAGAAAAAGAAAAGGCUUCAAGAAAGGCAGAGACUCAGAAAGACCACACUCCAAUUCGUACCGAUGAAGAUGAAAAGUUGAUAGUGAAAUUAAAAGAAGAUGCAGCAGAAGCGGAUCGCGUUGCCAAAGAUAUGGAGAACAAGUAUCAUACCACUGCGGAGCAAUUAGACAAUACAAGGCGGAAAUUGGAAAGCGCUUGGUUGCGAAAUCAAGAGUUGGAAUUGCAAUUAAAAUCCAUGUCACAAGGAAAUCCUACCAAUCAACUUAUGAAGCAGCCAUCCAAAAAAUUUAUCCCAAUCGCUAAUGGAGGUUCCGUAGAUUUAAUAUCAGAUAGUGAGGAAGAAAGCGAAACAGAGUCGGAGGAAGAAAGCGAAAACGAAGGCGCAGCCACACAAGAACGACAAAUCGCGAGAGAAAUGAAAUUAUUAACGACGAAACUGAGAACAUUUAGAGAAAAACAAACUGCUUCCCUCAAAGAACGUAGAAUUUUGAGAGACCAGUUGAAGAAAAAACAGAAAGAACUGAAGGGAGAAAAGAAAAAAUACAAGCUGUUACAAAAAGAAGUGGAGAAAAUGGCAAAAUUGAUGAAAGAAACUGAAGAGGGUGAUGAAGAGUAUGACGAAGACGUGCAAGAAGAAGAAGAGGAAAGUGACACAGAAAGUGAGAGCGAAAGUGAAAGUGAAGAAUCGGCUGAUGAAGAAAUACCUCCUAAUGCGACAACUGAAACGAAAAAGAAAAUAUUACUAGAACGAACGAAAAAACAUGAAAACCGAUUAUCUUCGCUGAAAAAAGGAAACAAUUUGAUGAGGGCGAACAUCGAAAGACUGCAAGAUGAUGUAAAUAAACAAAGAGAAAUGUCAUUGACGUUGCAAGAAGACUUGAAUAAUAUUCUCGCGGACUUGGGUUAAAAAUUAAGCCUAAAAGGCACUCGAAAACUUCCUCUCUCCUCUCUCUUGUAACGUGUCACACUCUGACUUAUACUUUACAUUAUCAAGCUCUCGUUUUUUUAUUUUAUUGUUGUACAUUAAGUUAAUGUGUGGAGAUCAUAAUAAAAUUGAUUACGUAUCAUUAUUUUCAUCAAAAA